Molecule: messenger RNA, 1563 nt
Organism: Agelaius phoeniceus (red-winged blackbird)
Lineage: Eukaryota; Metazoa; Chordata; Aves; Passeriformes; Icteridae
Source: RefSeq, a predicted model, not a curated record
CCAUGCAGCGGCCCGGGCUGUUCGGGCGGCUCAAGGCCGCGGUCGUCGGGAUGGUGCACGUGGGAGCGCUGCCAGGGACACCAAGAAGUUCUCUUCCAUUGACCCAGAUCAUUGAUCAAGCUUGUCAAGAGGCAGAAGUUUACAAGGAUGCUGGAGUUGAUGGGUUGAUGCUGGAGAACAUGCACGAUGUGCCAUACACGGUGAGCCCGGGCCCGGAGGUCACCGCAGCCAUGGCUGUGCUUGGUGCUGCUGUCAGACACAGCUGUCCCCGUGUCCCUCUGGGUGUCCAGGUGCUCUGUGCUGCCAACCAGCAGGCAAUAGCCAUUGCUCUGGCUGCAGGUCUUGAUUUUAUCCGGGCUGAAGGGUUUGUGUUUUCUCAUGUGGCUGAUGAAGGGAUUAUAAAUGCCUGUGCAGGUGACCUGCUACGAUACAGAAAACACAUUGGAGCAGACAACAUUCAGAUUUUUGCUGAUAUUAAAAAGAAACAUAGUGCUCACGCCCUGACGGCCGAUGUCAGCGUGGCACAGACGGCGAGCGCUGCCCAGCUGUUCCUGGCCGACGGCGUGGUGCUCACGGGCACGGCCACCGGGCACCCCACGGACCCCCAGCAGCUGCAAGAGGUUAAGCGUGCUGUGAAGAUUCCUGUGCUGGUUGGGUCUGGAGUGACUCUGGAGAAUGUGAGGAAUUACUUGGAUGCAGAUGCUCUAAUAAUUGGUUCCUAUUUCAAGAAAGAAGGAUAUUGGGCAAAUGCUGUUGAUCCUGACCGAGUCAAGAAAUUCAUGGAACACAUAAGUAAACUGAGGGAAUGAGUUUGUCAGCAAACACUGUUUGUUUGUGUUUGUUUGUAGAAAUGCAGUGUGGUGAGUCCUACAGAAUUAAAGCACAAAUGCGUGGCUGAAUGGCAAAUAAUACCAAAUAAAAAUGCACAUCAUCUCCAUAACUAGCUGGGAAGUUGGUGACAUACUGCACAAUAACCUGCUGCUCUGAUGUUUGCUUCUAGGCAGCACAUUUCUGUGGUGCUCAAACCCACCAUCAAUGCAAAGCCAACUCUGAAAUCUUGUGUGAGAUAUUCUCUCCUGUAAGGUAAAUGCUUAUGGAGUUUAAGAAUUUUUAGAAAAUGUUCAUCACAGGUGAGCUGAGUUCUGCUUUGCCUUUAAGUACAAUAGGAUGCCCUAAGUUUACAGCUAAAAGUGUUGUACAUUGGACAAGUUAAUUAGCCUUUCAGUUUCCCCAUCUGUAAAAUGAUGAUAAUAGCACCUACAUCACACAGGGGCCAUAAGACAUAAUGAAGGAAAGAAUGUACAGCACUUUCAUCUCUCUAAAUUAAGGGCUCUUUUAAAGUUCAAGAUCAUUAUUUUUUCAUUAGAAUUGUGCAUUUAUACAAUUGCUACAUUUUUGUAAUACCACACAAAAAUUUAAGAUAAUUGGGGUAUUGAUUUACUUACAAUACUUAUUAGAGAAUAAAUGUAAAUAUUUAAUUACGUUUAAAUAGAUUUGGAAUGUAGUCAAAAUGCUUUUGCAAAAACUGGAAAUUUUAAUAAAGGUUUAUUAUUUUUCAGCAAA